Messenger RNA from Lolium rigidum, 1072 nucleotides. RefSeq names its product sex determination protein tasselseed-2-like. Lineage: Eukaryota; Viridiplantae; Streptophyta; Magnoliopsida; Poales; Poaceae. The record is from RefSeq and is a predicted model, not a curated record. Bases 129 to 1001 code for a protein of 290 amino acids. The transcript is spliced from 3 exons.
CAUAUCAUACAGAGGACAAGGAGCAACCACCAGCACUUAUCUGUUCUGUCCCUCCCACCCUCCUCAAGAACAAGGGCGCAAUCUGCUCCAGCUCGUCGGCGAAAACUAGUGAGGCGAUCAUCCGGGAGAUGGCCGACGUUGUAGCGCCGGAGUUGUUCGCGGCGUCGGCUGCGAAGAAGGGAAGACUGGAAGGGAAGAUAGCGCUUGUAACAGGAGGAGCAGGUGGGCUCGGCAAGGCCACGGCUCGCGAGUUCAUCCUGGAGGGCGCGUCCGUAGUCAUUGCUGACGUGAACUCUGCCAUGGGCCUCCAGACCGCCGAGGAGCUGGGCCCGCAAGCCCAUUUCGUCCACUGCGACGUGACGGUGGAGGACAGCGUCGCCGGGGCGGUGGACACCACCGUCGCAAGGCACGGCCGGCUGGACGUCAUGUUCAACAACGCCGGCAUCGUUGGAGCGCUGUCCGGCACGUCAGAGAUGGCCAGCCUUGACCUGGGCGAGUUCGACCGUGUGAUGGCCGUGAACGUGCGUGGCACCCUGGCGGGGAUCAAGCACGCGACGCGCGUCAUGGUGCCGGCGGGCUGCGGCUCCAUCCUCUGCAUGGCGAGCAUCAGCGGCAUCCUGGGCGGCCUCGGAAGCUACCCCUACGCGGUGUCCAAGCUCGCCGUCGCAGGGCUCGUGAAGACCUCCGCCGCCGAGCUGUCGCGCCACGGCGUCCGGAUCAACUGCAUAUCGCCGCACGCCGUGGCGACGCCGAUGGUGGUGGAGCAGUUCUCGCAGAUCUUCCGUGGCGCGGACGAGGCGCAGCUGGCCGCGAUCAUCAGGGGGCUCGGUGAGCUCAAGGGCGCGACGUGCGAGGAGGUGGAUGUGGCAAGGGCGGCCGUGUACCUCGCGUCCGACGAUGCCAAGUACGUGUCCGGCCAGAACCUGGUGGUGGACGGCGGGUUCACCACCUACAAGCACAUGAACUUGCCGCCCCGCAAGCCACAGGACAUAAGCGAGUGAGUGAUUGGCCGCAGUUGAUAUUGCUUGCGUUUGUGCUCGUGUGGGUGGGUUUGUACAAAGCUGCAUGGACG